Molecule: messenger RNA, 3224 nt
Organism: Metopolophium dirhodum (rose-grain aphid)
Lineage: Eukaryota; Metazoa; Arthropoda; Insecta; Hemiptera; Aphididae
Gene: TAF1B
Product: TATA box-binding protein-associated factor RNA polymerase I subunit B
Exons: 10
Coding region: 175-2385 (736 amino acids)
Biological process (GO): RNA polymerase I preinitiation complex assembly; nucleolar large rRNA transcription by RNA polymerase I
Cellular component (GO): RNA polymerase transcription factor SL1 complex; RNA polymerase I core factor complex
Molecular function (GO): RNA polymerase I core promoter sequence-specific DNA binding
Source: RefSeq, a predicted model, not a curated record
UAUUGUACACUAUUAGACAAUUGUGUACAUCUUUUCGAUAUUUUGUCAUUACUUAUUAGUUAUUACUCAUUAGUCUGAACCCGAAAUGGUAUCAUAAUGAAAUUCUGAAAUGUCUGAAAUUAUAGAUGACAGAUUUUUUGUAUAGUUAUCUGUUUGUAAUUAAUACCAGGCAAUAUGCAAACUAAUCAAUGUUUUGUUUGUGGUGGUAACGAUUUUACUGUUACUGAUGGUGCCUUUGUAUGUAAUGAAUGUGGAAUACAGUCUCAAAGUAUUAGAGAAGAACACAUAAACUUUCAUGAAGAUGUUAAUCAGAACUAUGAAGAUCCAACACAUAUAGAUCAUGAAAUAACGACUGGAUCUCAACUAGAAAAACCUAAGAAACUUUUAUCUUGGGAAUGUUAUAAUUUUAUACUUUUAGGACUUACCAAUGAGAUGAUUGAACUUGGAGCUAAACCUAGCUUAAAAAUUAUAGUGUUACAAUUAUGGGUUCAAUAUUUACAAUGCAUUGAAGUUGCGUUUACAUCAAAGAAAUUUAGGAAACUUCCAAAAUUAAACACAUCAAUAAUUAAUAUGGACUGUGAAAUUUUAUAUGGAGUUGAAAAUGUGAAAAACAAAAUUUUACAUGCAAAAAUUUGUAUGGUGCAAGGAAAUAAAAAAAAGAGAUGUUCCAAUAAAAGAAAAUCAUUGACGUCUAGUAUUAAUUCUAGUAUAACAAGCCUUAAUAAACGAAAUAUGUUUAGCCGAAAAAUAAAAAAAUUAGACCACUCUGCAAGAGAUUCAAAUAACGACUCAGUAGGGUUAUCAGAUGAUAUAAGUUUAUUGCAAAGAAGUAAUAAGUCAAGUAAAAUCAAAAUUAAAUUUAAAAAAAAUAUAAAAAAAUCUCUAACUACGAUGCCAUCAAAGACUAAAAAUCUUACUACUGAAGAAUCGUUAAAACUUUUGGAAUCUGGCAGCAAAUAUUGGACUAGUUUAAAAAAUAAAGAAAAAAAGAAUAUUUUAUCUAUUAAAAAACUGCUAUCUAUAUUACAAUUAGCUCUUAUGGUCAACGGAGAUGAUAUUUACCUAUCUGAUAUACUUAGAUGGAUUCAUGAAGGACAUUUGCAUAUAAAUCGUGUUAACCUUUUUUUACCAGUAAAUUCAAAGCACGGUAUUAAAUUUAAUCAAAUGGUGCCUAGUUCCAGAAGUAUAUUAAAUAUGGAAUUCCACAUGUUAUUGAAACAUUUAAAAGCUGAACGACUACCUAAUAUUGAUUUAAAAAAAAUAGUGAUGCGUUUUUCUGAUGAACUACAACUUCCAAAUGAUUUUACACAUUUUGUUUGCAAACUUGUGUCAAUAUCUCCUCCAAGUACUAAAUGUAACCGAAUAUUACCAGACAUAGAAGUUAAAGUAAUGGCUUACAUACUUUUUGCUGCCAAAUUUUUAUUUUGUCUUGAUGGUAACUCAGAAAACUUAUCCUCAGACUUUGCUGAAAAAAUUAACCAAUCAGAUAUAGUGGACAAAAAAUUGUUCAGCUGGAAUGGUUAUGUGCAAUACAUAGAAUUUAGAAAUUGUAUAGUAUCUAAAUAUAACUAUAAUCUGCAUGAAAAUUUGUAUGGAAACAAUAUACGCAACACUCAAUUAUUUAUCAACGAUUGGAAUAUGAUGAAGCCAACUUUACCUGUAAUAGAAAGAGACAAAAUAUGUAAAAGUUUUAGGGACAACACUGAAUGUUUACUUAAAUCAUUACCUGAUUUUGGAAGAAAAAAAAGUUAUAGAGAAAUUCCUGCCUCAACUAAACCAUUGUCUUCAACUUUAAAAUGGAUAGUUGAAUAUCAUUCAAUAGAAUUAACUAAUGAAGCAAAAACAAUACUAGAAAAUAAUUUUACUCAAACUGAUAUCUUAUAUCUAACUGAUGAAAAAAGAAUCUAUGAUUUAGCUGAUGAGUGUGGUGUACCUAUAAAAGUAAACUGCAGAAGUCCGUUACAUUAUACGAAACAAAAAGGUAGAGAUACUGUAGCAAGACCAUUAUAUACUUCUCAAACUAAAGUGUGUUUAGUAAAUCAAGAAGUAUAUAAAAAUAAACAAUAUGAAAUUACAAAUAGUUCCUAUGAAGAGAAACCAAAUACAAUAUUUUUAGGAACUGGCUCAAAUUAUUGGCACAUCCACAUUAGUAAAGACAUUUUAAAAAGAGCAGAAAUUUCCAAAAUAAAUAAAGUAUUUGAAAAAAAAUUACCAUACUCUUUUUUAUGGCUCAUGCAUCAGUGUAGUAGAGUUUUAGAUUGUCGUAUGCCUGAGUUAUAUUUGGAACUUAUGGAUUUGGAGAUAAAUUUCUCUACAUUUACUCAACCAUAUGAAACAUCUAAGCAAACCAAUUGUGAAGAAAUGUUUUCUAACAUUACUUUAUAAAUCACAUAUGUAAUUUUAUGAGCUAAGAAAAAAUUAUAAGUUAUCAUUUUCAUUGAUGUUGUUAUUUAUAACUUGAUCUCUAGUGAAUUUUAAAUUAUUUACAUGGUGAUGUAUAGUUUAUUUUAAUAAAAGCACAGUUUUAAUUAAUAGUAAAAAAAAUCCAUUAUUUCGGUUACGUUUCAAGUUCAGCCCUCCCUACCUAAAUGUUGUCCACUACUCUGCUCAUCUAAAUUAUAAAUACUUAUAAUUCAUAAACUACUCAUCCUAAAUUCGAUUUUUAUGUAUCAAAAUACUCAGAAAAAUAUUCUGCGUUCGAAGAUGAUAUUAAAACUGUAUGUUGGAAUUCGUAGUUCAAAAAAGUAAAAACUUUAAGGAUAAAAAAUAUUUAAAGAUAUAAUCUUUAUAAAAAAGUUGUUUUGUAAAGACUUGAAAUCAUGUAAAAAAAAAUAUGUAUGGACAAUUUAUGUGCCACCAUUUAUGUUUACUAUAUUGUAUUAUGUAACACAUAAAUUUACUAGGCAUAUGGACAUUAAUGUUUUUAAAUUUUUUAAUAUUUUAUGAUAAUGUUCAUAAAGUUUUAUAUUUUUUUUUAUACUUAGGUAUAUCUAAGUCCGUGAUGUUAUUAUAUUUAUGUAUUAUUUGGUAGGUACUCAUUAUGAUUGAAAUUUAAAAUAAUAAAAUUGUCUACUUUUAAUUAAUUAGGUAUUGUUAGGCAACUUAGGCUAUUAUGUAUAUUUCUGUUUUUUAUUUUAUUAAAAUGUAAAAUGUAUCAUAUAGUUUUAAAUAUUAUUUAAAAAAAAGUAAUUUACUUUUUAUAUAAUAAAAAACAUUAGAUUGUA